This is a messenger RNA of Ascochyta rabiei, 1137 nucleotides long. RefSeq lists its product as uncharacterized. The record is from RefSeq and is a predicted model, not a curated record. The transcript has 3 exons. Lineage: Eukaryota; Fungi; Ascomycota; Dothideomycetes; Pleosporales; Didymellaceae. The coding region runs from base 1 to 1137 and encodes 378 amino acids.
AUGAAGUCGCCCCGACCGACCCAUAAUUACAGGCGCACACAAGAGAGUCCCAUAUCUUCGCAUCACAUCGAUAACCUACCGGCAACGGGCUGGUACGAUUCCGCUGUCACAAACUCAGACUAUCAGUACACCUAUGAGCAUUACCUCGCUCCUCGCUCCUCAGUGGCUCUGUCUUCACCCACGCCUGCAUUUUCGCAAGCAGCACAGGUACCAUCGUCAGUAACACACACCGAGACAUCAGUAAGGAAAAUAUCUCCAUUAAGGGGCUACCCCCAGCGCUCGUCACUUAGUGGCCUUGUACAGCAAUCAGUUGAACUACCGCCAGCUUCAGAGGCAACAUCACAGCAAUCACCGACACGUCUCAAAGUUGAAUCGCAUGAUCAAGAGUCUUCCCAUGGCAGCUUCUCCGUGUUACAAUCCGUUCCAGGCAUGUCAUCAUGGGCUGUUGAUUCGUUGGGGAUACACACGCCAACGUUACAGACCAACUCGUACUACGCCAACUUUGCCCAGCACAUACGGGGUCCUCGUACCGGGGAGACGACUGCAGAGCUCCUUCUGAAUGCGCCGCAACCGCGCCGUGUUUUUACUCCUAUUGCGCCACAGCCCAUCGAUACCCCAAGGUCGAUGGCUGCGAAAAGAUCAAGGGAUGAUGACGAAAUUGUGGAACUGUCAAAGAGGAGGCGACGGUCAGAGUCGACCACCUCUACUCAGCUCGAGCUUACUGAAGAGGACAAAUUGCUGCUAAAGCUCAAGGAGGAAGAAUCCAUGCCGUGGAAGGAGAUAGCAGCGCGGUUUCAACAGGAUUUGGGCAAACAGUACCAAAUACCGGCCCUCCAGAUGCGACUGAAGCGGCUUCGAGAGCGGAUGCGAGUUUGGAGUGAUGUGGACGUCAGAGCGCUUCGCAUGGCACACGAGUACUGGGCGCAUAACAAGUUCGACAUUGUUUCUGAAAAGAUGCUCGAGUUUGGCGCUCAAGAGAAGUGGACAGCUCGCCAGUGCGCGCGCAAGUGGGCAGAGAGCGAUGCAAUGCCUACACCUGUGCCGCAGUACGACCAGCACCCCCAACACACGUUCACGCCGUACUCAAUGAGCCCUUCGGAGCCUGCGACUUCGUUCCUUCCGUACAUGCAUUCUUGA